AUACUAAAAUUUUCAAUCGUUAGAAUUACAUAACCUACUUUUUGACGUUUUUAGAUGUAAUUUCAUUUUAAUUUAUUUUUCACGGGGCAGUUGGAUAUUAAUAAAUUCGAUAAUUGUUUAAAAUGUAGAUUUGAAAUUAAUUUAAAACGACAUUUUAAGUGGUCCUGUAUCUAUAACUAAACGCUUACUAUAAAAUAGAAAUGGGUAGUAGAUCAACAAAUGCAGUUCUCUCAUUCCACGAAAGUUUAUUACGACAAGCAGAUGUGGAUCUCCUGAAAGGCCCGAAUUGGCUUAAUGAUACGUUAAUUUCCUUUUACUUUGAAUAUUUAGAAAUCAAACGUUUUCAAAAAAAUCCGAUAUUGUUAUUUGUUCCACCUGAUGUAACACAAUGUGUCAAGAUGUCAAGAAGAGGAGAUCUGGGAACAUUUUUAGACCCUCUAGAUGCAAAAAGACGUGAAUUUAUAUUUUUUGCACUAAACGACAAUGAGCAAACUGAUCAUUCUGGUGGGUCCCAUUGGAGUUUGUUGGUUUUUUCUCAUCCUGAGCGAAUGAUGUUCCAUUUUGACUCUUCACGUGGUUCUAAUCAAGAGCAGGCUCUUGAAUUGAGUAUAAAACUCCUGCAGUAUUUCAAUAUGCCUACAUAUGGUGCUUUUACAGAAGCUGCAAGUUUGCAGCAGUCAAAUAGUUAUGACUGUGGAAUUCAUAUAUUAUGUAAUGCAGAGCAUAUAGCAGAUUAUGCUUGUAGAUCCAGAAAAAUUGAAAAUUGUCCUUUAGUUGAUAGACAAACUGUGAUAAGAAAAAGGAGUGAACUGUUGGAACUCAUCUACACGCUUCAGAAUAGUCAAUGAUACAAACUCUGUCUUAGACCAUUUUACAAUUCACAUUUCCAUGACAUUUUUGUACACAUAACGGUAUGAAUUAAGGUAUUAAUAGCAAUGAAUUAAUAUUUAAUAGAAUGGUAUUUACACUGCCCAUAUUAAUAAUUAAAAAAAA
Molecule: messenger RNA, 993 nt
Organism: Agrilus planipennis (emerald ash borer)
Lineage: Eukaryota; Metazoa; Arthropoda; Insecta; Coleoptera; Buprestidae
Product: sentrin-specific protease 8
Exons: 1
Coding region: 201-848 (215 amino acids)
Biological process (GO): proteolysis
Molecular function (GO): deNEDDylase activity; cysteine-type peptidase activity
Source: RefSeq, a predicted model, not a curated record